GCGUGGCGACUUCACAAGCACACAUCACGCACCAGUGCGGCCAGACGUCAUGGUUAUACUGAGCAGGAGGGACCCCGGUUCGCCGCCGGCUAUGAGCAACUCGCACUGCAGACUGGCGCCCUCUGGAGUUCCCCCCAGACACCACAUCGCGGACUGGGACAUCAACGACUCCAGCAUUCCAAGGGUGAGCGAGUACAACCGUUGGGAAGAGUGGACGGACGGCCACUGCCGGCUGGUGUACCCAGCGUCGAGCGAGGAGGCAAAGCGUCACGCUUCUGGCUGGGCGAUGCGCAACACAAACAACCAUAACGUGCACAUACUCAAGAAGUCGUGUCUGGGAGUGCUGGUGUGCUCCAUGCGCUGCUCCCUGCCCAACGGCGAGAAAGUUCACCUGCGGCCAGCCAUAUGCGACAAGGCACGCAAGAAGCAACAAGGCAAGCCAUGCCCCAACCGCCAAUGCUCUGGGCGUCUCGAGAUACUGGCCUGUCGCGGCCACUGUGGAUACCCGGUCACGCAUUUCUGGAGACACACAGACCACGCCAUCUUCUUCCAGGCAAAGGGCGUACAUGACCACCCUCGACCUGAAGCCAAGUCCACGUCAGAAGCGCGGCGCAGUCUAGGGGCGGGACGUCGGGUAAGGGGCCUAGCGGUGCUGCUGGCAAGAGAGGCAGCUCUUGGCUCCAAGUUGCUGUCACUACGAGAAGGAAAGCAGCCUAGUGAACUUGAUGCAGAUACAAACCCAAGGUCUUUACUCUGUCCUUUGGACCCACCUCCACCUCUAAUUUCAGAUGUUGAGAAAGGUUUUUCAUGCUCCUGUCCGCCAUUUGAGUGCAUCUGCAACAGGUCACCAACAAGUCAAUCCCAGUUGCAUCAUGGCACACAGUACCAACACCCUCAUCUGGACCCCUCAUACUGGCUGCAGGAACACCUACAGAUCAACGCAUUCCCAUACCAUCAGGAUGACUCUUCCACGGCCACCAACAGUUACUUCGAGGAUACAAAUACAGGCACAAAUGUGUGCCCUCAGCAAUAUGAUUUUCUGCCACUAGGAGGUGAGCUCUUCCAGCCUGAGGAAAUUUUCCAGUUGGACCAGCCCCUAAAAUCGCAGGGUUAUGCUCCUAUACUGCAACAGGAUCACAACCAGAACUCAGAUAUUGCCAGAUCCCCUCCGAUGCUGCUUGACCUAGGGAGCGGAACUAUCCAUCGAAGUCCAGUCAAACCAGAGCCAGAGUCAGCAUACUGGAUGCUGCCUCCCUCCACAAUCACCACUGACGAGAGCAACAGUAAUUCCAGCAGGUUUCCCACCUGUUCCCCGGACACAACAAGCACGACCAUAGUCACAAACCCCAUGGAAGACAUGAGCAGGAGCAUCGGUUUUAUGUCACAAUGUGAUCCUCUGCCACCGCUCCAGUGUGGGACACCACAGGAUGACGCCAUGAAGAUCCAGUGCGCCAUUGCAUCCAAGCAGACAGCGGGUCUGAUGGAAUAUGGAAUGGAGAGUGACAGGGUCAAGCUACAAGCACCUACUAAUGAUGAACAAUCCAGGCUAUUGUACUACGCAGCAGUGAACGAGUCCAGAACAGACAUGCAUGAAGUCGAGUCAAACACAGUCAAUAGUUACCAGUACGAUGAUUCUUACAAGUUGCAGAAUGCACAGAGCCUAAGUGAAACAGUUGGCUGUGAUUCUAAGAGUGAGACAAACUACAGGUUUAACUGUAUAGGAAAUGAAACCGUUCUUGACACGAGACUCCACAUCAAAGACUCAAACUUCAACGCUCAGUGUCAUAACGAAACAGGAACUCCAAUGUCUGACAUUCAUUAUGAAUACCCUAUAGUAGGGAUGUACUGUGGGGAUGCCCCAAUGGGUAUAAACUCCGCCGAGACAGCCAUCAGAAUGCAGGACCCUCUGGGGGAGUUCAGACUACAAUGUGGUGAGGGGGGAUACCACUCAGCCACACAGUUUGCCCAUUUUCAGCACUAAGCACUCACUCUGUAUGGUGUUUUGAGAUGUAUUUUAUGUUCCUACCAGCAUUGUUUGAGUUGACUAAUUGCCAAUUAAACAUUGCCCACUGUUCAAAAUUUCUUCUGUAUUUACUCUAGCAGUGCAGAGAAAUCAAAAUUGUUUCAAAUCUGUGGAGAAGAGACCAAACACAAUAUUAAAUUCUGACAUGGACUAAAUGUAACCCUUUGAUUCAUGGUCACUAUUUACACGGACAAUUUUUUCACACUUUUUAGUUUUAACAAUCAAAAGAGGUUUGGUACACAGC
Messenger RNA from Zootermopsis nevadensis, 2267 nucleotides. It is a transcript of the gene gcm, whose product is annotated as glial cells missing. The record is from RefSeq and is a predicted model, not a curated record. Gene Ontology annotation, cellular component: nucleus. Gene Ontology annotation, biological process: gliogenesis; regulation of transcription by RNA polymerase II. Gene Ontology annotation, molecular function: DNA-binding transcription activator activity, RNA polymerase II-specific; RNA polymerase II cis-regulatory region sequence-specific DNA binding. Lineage: Eukaryota; Metazoa; Arthropoda; Insecta; Blattodea; Termopsidae.